Messenger RNA from Vigna angularis (adzuki bean), 2900 nucleotides. RefSeq names its product UPF0496 protein At3g19330. The coding region runs from base 111 to 1100 and encodes 329 amino acids. The record is from RefSeq and is a predicted model, not a curated record. The transcript has 4 exons. NCBI's taxonomy places the organism in Eukaryota, Viridiplantae, Streptophyta, Magnoliopsida, Fabales, Fabaceae.
CCUUCUUUCUUGCAGAAGAAGAAAAAGAAGAAGCAGAAGCAGAAGCAUGAUCACUCUCUUAAAUUGGUGAAGAGCACUGUCAUACACUUCAUUGCUAACAGUAAAACCAAAUGCCUUCAAUUCUCAAAUGUUUCUCCUUCAACUCAUCACCUUCUUCCUCAACCAUUCAAUACCCUUCCCAAGGUAACAACAACACCAUCUCCGACGAGUACCACCACGCCUUACACACCACGUCUUUUUCAGAGAUUCGCUCAAACGUCGAGGCCCAAGCCUACCACCUCAAACCCACGCGCGAGCGCGUCCAGCAAGCUCUAGCCCACUCCAACCCGGAGAGCCUCACACGCCUCUUGUCCGCGUUCUUUGAACACACUGAAGCUGCCUCUGACCUCUGCCUCAACCUCCACCACUCCGUCCUUCACGCGCGUGCCCUCCACGCGCCGCUCCUCGACCUCUUCCGAACCCUUGACCCUUCCCACCCCUCCCAAAACGACUGCGUUCGCGCCCUCGACGUCUUCCACCCUUUCCACACCCUCCCAAACCCCAUCCCCGACUUCCACACCUUCUCCGCCAUCCGCACCGACCUCUCCGCCCUCAAAACCACCCUCGACCGACGCGCCGCCAGAUCGCUCAGGAAUCUACGCCUCUCCCGCCGCGUCCUCCGCGGCUCAGCCGUCUGCCUCGUUGUGGUCGCAGCUGCCGUGAUUGUCGCCACCGUGGCCGCCGCGGUGCACGCUGUGGUUGCAAUUGCUGGAAGUGGUGCCGGUUUUGCUCUGCCGGUUUGUGCCUCUGAGAAGAGAGAACUUGCGAGACUGAGGCAGCUUCAUGCUGCUGCCAAAUGUGCUUACGUUUUGAGCAACGAUCUCGGGACGAUCGACGCCCUGGUGUCGCGGCUGCGCGCGGCGGUGGAGGGGGACAAAGUAUUAGUGAGCCUUGGAUUGGAGAGGGGGAAUGAGAGGUAUCUUGUGGAGGAAGUAAUCAAGCAGCUCUGGAAGAGUCACCAGGGGUUUCUACACCAGGUCGAGGAUCUUGAGGAGCAUAUUUUCCUCUGCUUUUAUAACAUUAACAAGCAUAAACAUUUGAGCCUGGGGGGCAAGGGAUGAAGGAAUGUAAAACUCAAAUACUGGCCACGAAGGUUCACCUUUAUGAGGUUUAAGUUGUUUCAGGAACAUUGCAAUGAUUUAAAAGGAUGAGGAAGUUUUACAGUGAAAUUAUGGGACUUAACAUGAUUAUUGACAAAUAUUCCAAACCACCAUCAAGGAGAGGUGUUUCCCUGCCUUGCCUUGAGGACAAGCUCUUCAGUGGUGGUGCCUAUGAUCUCGUUAGCCCGUUUCAGCCCAACGCAUUGGUAUCGGUUAAUGACAUCCUGAAUUCAAAGGAAAGCUUUCAGUGAAAAUCUCAAACUGAUAAAUGCAAAGCAUAUAUUUCCAAGGGAAGGAAGCAGGUAACAUGCUUACGUGAAAUAUGUCUUUACAAAAUAUCCAAUUACUGUGGAAAGAAUAGCACCAAUGACCCUCAAAUCAGCUUUAUCCACAUCAAGAGAACUACCUACAGCAGCCUAUGAAGAAAAACAUAUCAACUGCAUAAGUGCAAGAUGGCAAAGAUCAAAAGCACUGUAUCACAAAAACUCAAACCUGUGAUUGAAAAACUAACCAGCCCAACUAUAGCAGAUCCAAGAAACUUGACCCAAUCCAUUGGAGUCAAUCCUGGAUUUUUCUUUUCUGGCUGUCAAGUAAAAAGUUGUGACCAAGUCAUCACUUAUGCACCUUGGGGGAAUAGGUAAUUGGUAAUAACACAACCAUUGGAUGUUGAUGAGAUGAUUCACAAAUGAGGUAACUCACAAGAACUAUUUCCAUAUCAGCCAUUGGAAUGUUUUUGAAAUGCUUCACAUAAAUUCCUCUUUCUUGUUUUGAUUUGGUGCUAGCUGGCCUGAUGAAUCAUUUUCCAACUUAGAAUUCAGUAGAAUACAACUACUCAUGGAUUUUUUACAUCUUGUUUGAUUCUAUCCAAGCAUUACUUGUAUCCUUGUUUUUCACACAAUACACUUAUAUGAUAUUUUUCAGAAUAGUCUUUUAGGUAUUUCUUAAGAUGAUGAUAAAAAAACAUGUUUAUAGCUAUCAUUGUCUUAAAUGAAAGGAUUUUGUUCUCUCAAAAUAGCAUGCAUAUAGAUCAGAAAUGCAAGGAAAGACUGAUAAUUUUAUACAAAGAGGGAUAAUUUUCAUCAAACUUUUUAUUAUUUCUUUUAACAGUUCUAUAAUUUUCAGUCUAUAUAAUACAAUCAAAUAAUUUCAUUUUACAAAUUAGCAUAGUAGAGAUCAGAGAUACAAUUGAGCAUUACCUGUAGACAACAAUUAUCCUAUCAAAUGUUGGUUCUUGGAUUGUGUUCUUGUUCAGCAAACUACCGAUUCUGAAAAUUAGCAAACAAUUUCAUGAGUGACAAGAUAAUCAAACAUUCAAGAUUUAAACAGUUUUACAUGCAUGAGCUCAGCAGUUGUGAGACAAAGCAACAUGCAUUUCUCAGACAAACGAGUAGUUGGAUUUCUAGAUAGAAAAUUGAGAUUUAACAAAUAAGAAUAAUUUUCUAAAUCCUUUGCAAAAAUCUGUAUUCAAACUUUAUACUGGAGGACUACUGUUAACGUUUAGAAUUUUCCAAUGCCAUACUACUGGUAACUGUGAUGAUUCUAGAAUAAAUAACCAUUAUUAAUAUUGAUCAGAAGGUGAGAAUUUAAAUCUUUGAUAAAGUGGAAACUGCUAACAUUCAGGUUUUACUCUACACAAAUCUAAAUUAGCAGAAUACAUCAAAGUGAGUGGUGAAUGCUUAUUUCAAGAAGAGGCAGCCAUAAGCAUACUUCAAGGAUGAAUGUUGUGAAUGAAGUAUGAAAAGUCCUACUCCAGAAAGAAAA